This is a messenger RNA of Aspergillus welwitschiae, 1537 nucleotides long. Its product is annotated as carotenoid oxygenase family protein. Gene Ontology annotation, molecular function: carotenoid dioxygenase activity. The record is from RefSeq and is a predicted model, not a curated record. Bases 1 to 1479 code for a protein of 492 amino acids. Lineage: Eukaryota; Fungi; Ascomycota; Eurotiomycetes; Eurotiales; Aspergillaceae. The transcript is spliced from 5 exons. Gene Ontology annotation, biological process: carotene catabolic process.
AUGACACCGUCGCAGAUGAUCCCACAACACUUCCCUUCGCUUCCCCAAUUUUCACACUUCAUGAAACCAUCGCGUUUCGAGGGUGAGACAAACUACCUUGAAGUGAUAGGCACAAUCCCACCAGAAGUGCGUGGCACAUUCUACCGGGUUAUGCCGGACCCGCAUCUUCCUUCGCGAGUCGAAGAUGACCCAUGGUUCAAUGGCGAUGGCAACGUCAGUGCAUUUCGUUUUGAGUCUGGCAAAGUACAUUUCAAGCAGCGCUAUGUACGCACCGAAAAGUUCAUCAAAGAAUGCGAGGCAGGGAGAGCACUGCUAGGAAAAUACAGAAACAAAUUCACGGACGCAAUCGAGUUCACAGUCCGCACCACUGCAAACACAAACAUUGUCUUCUUCAACGGCAAGCUGUUGGCCUGCAAGGAAGAUGCUCUACCCUAUGAAAUGGAUCCAGUUACCCUUGAGACUAUUGGCCUCUAUGAUUUCAACGGCCAGUUGCCCAGUCUAACAUUUACAGCCCAUCCAAAGCUGGACCCUGUCACCAAAGAAUUAAUUGGCUUUGGCUAUGAGGCCAAGGGUGACGGAACGCCAGAUAUCUGCUAUUUCUCUGUUGACCCCUCGGGAAACUUUACCGACCUUGUCUGGCUUGUUAGCCCGGUAGUGGCUAUGAUUCAUGACUUCGCAGUCUUGUUUCCUCUUAUACCCCACACAUGUGAUCUCGAGCGAAUGAAGGCUGGCGGCGAGCACUGGCAGUGGACACCAAACAUUCCUCUCUAUAUCGGUGUCUUGCCUCGACGUGGAGCAAAGGGCUCUGACAUUAAAUGGUUCCGUGCUCCCAAUGCGUUCCCGGGCCACACCAGCAACGCGUUUGAGAAAAACGGGAAGAUCUUCUUCGACCUUCCUGUUGGCAAGAAGAACGUCUUCUUCUGGUGGCCAGAUUCGCAGGGCAAUGCUCCCAGUCCCCAGGAGGUGGCUUGCCACCUUUCCCGCUUCAUAAUCGACCCCAGCUCCGAUAAUCUGGAGCUACAGCCCGCUGAAAUUCUAUCAUCUGAAGAUGUAGAGUUUCCGAGAAUUGACGAGCGUUUCCUUUCUCGUGAACAUAAUCAUGCCUUUUUCUGCCUCAACGACGAUACUGCACCAACCAUUUGGCCAACAGUGGUGGCGAAAAUGGGCGGCGGCCACCCGGUUUAUAACUCGAUCGGAAGAUUGAAUUUGAGGACGAGACAAUUCGAUAAAUAUUUCCCCGGCAAUAAACACUUGGUACAAGAGACCGUGUUCAUCCCAAGGUCAAGUGGUGCCGCAGAGGGUGAAGGAUACCUGCUAUUUUUGGUAAAUAACUACGAGACCAUGUUAUCGGAAUUGCACCUGGUCGAUACAGAUGAUUUUACCAGGCCGCUAGCCGUUAUUUUACUCCCGCUGCGUUUACGACAAGGCCUUCAUGGAAAUUGGGUAGAUGAUGAAGAUUUGAAACAAGCUCGAUACUGACUUCACCAAGAUUUUUUUCUUGCCUUAUGGAAGUUCUUCAAUCAAACUUUUAUUGUCC